This is a messenger RNA of Clavispora lusitaniae ATCC 42720, 651 nucleotides long. The record is from RefSeq and is a predicted model, not a curated record. NCBI's taxonomy places the organism in Eukaryota, Fungi, Ascomycota, Pichiomycetes, Serinales, Metschnikowiaceae.
AUGACUCUGGCGGAAAUGACACCGCCAGCUUCUUCAAACUCUCUCUUCAACCACUCGUCGUCGACGUUCCACGACAAUCUACCGACGAACAAUGUAGCUGGCUCCUCAGAGGCUUCUGGGGUUUCUUCGGUCUUUUGCUUCUUGGAAGAUGGCUCGUCUUCUGUAGAGGAAGAUUCCUCAGACUCGACCUUUCUCUUGGAAGACUUCUCGGUCUCCUUUUCGUCUUCGGACUCAGAGUCAGAGUCGGAGUCGGAGUCGGAGUCGGAAGAAGACGAAGAUGAAGACGAAGAAGAGUCGGAGUCGGAGUCGGAUUCAGAAGAAGAAGAAGAAGAAGAAGAAGAAGAGGAAGAGGAAGAAGAGGAAGACGAGGAAGAAGAUUCCUUCUUCUCUUCAACCUUUUCGACCUUUUCAACCUUCUCUUCUUCGUCCUCGGACUCAGACUCAGAAGAUGAGGAGGAAGAAGAAUCCUCGGACUCAGAAGAGGAAGACGAGGAGUCCUCAGAGUCAGAAGAAGAGUCAGACGAAGAGUCGGAAGAGGACUCGGACGAGCUGGAAGAAGAGUCGGAAGAAGAAACUUCCUUCUUGGUGACCUUAGAGGCCUUGACAGCUUUAGCAGACUUUGUGGAAGACUUGGCCAUUGUAAUUGAGUAA